Alexandromys fortis (reed vole) is the source of this 205-nucleotide messenger RNA. Its product is annotated as thymosin beta-15A-like. The record is from RefSeq and is a predicted model, not a curated record. The transcript has 3 exons. Gene Ontology annotation, cellular component: cytoplasm. Gene Ontology annotation, biological process: actin filament organization; regulation of cell migration. The coding region runs from base 68 to 205 and encodes 45 amino acids. Gene Ontology annotation, molecular function: actin monomer binding. Lineage: Eukaryota; Metazoa; Chordata; Mammalia; Rodentia; Cricetidae.
CCAAACUUGUCUCCUCGCUGCGGACUUACCUGCUGUCCUGACAGGAGUAUUGGAGCCAUCAGUCAAGAUGGCUGACAAACUUGACAUGUCGGAAAUUGAAAAAUUUGACAGAUCAAAACUGAAAAAAACAAUUACUGAAGAAAAGAAUACACUUCCAUCGAAGGAAACUAUUCAGCAGGAGAGAGAUGCUAUUAAAAGAUCAUAA